CAUCGAUAUUUUGCUAACACAGUCGACUUGUCAAACUGAAGAGUAAAGACGUGGACGUGUGAUUAUGUUAUCUGUCAUAUCUGUAAUGAAACUUCUGAAUUAAAUCAUUUUCUAGAAAAAUAACAAACUGUUAGAAAUGUUGUGAUUAAUAGCAAAUAUUAUUGAGAGUUGAAGGUACGUUGUCCACGAUAUAUCGUGUCCAUUAUGGAUUUAUUCUACAAUGAUUUAUAAAAUUUUGCUGUGACGGGAUGAGCAAUAGAGACAUAAUGCGGCGGAAUCACAUGGGCCAUGGGUAUGAGCCGUUGGCGCAGGGGGAUGCCAUGGAGCAGCUCAACGAAGAGAUGGCCACUCAGCUCAAAAACAAAAUCGGAGAACUCAAAUCGCUGUCCAUCGACAUUGGACAAGAGGUGAAGUACCAGGACCGUUUGCUGAGAGAUAUGGACCAGGAUUUCGAGCGUACCGGUGGCUUUUUGCAGAACACCAUGGGUCGCGUCAUGAGGCUAGCGGGCGGGUCGCACAAUUAUUUCAUGCUCUACAUAUUCCUUUUCUCGUUGUUUGUAUUUUUUGUUCUGUAUGUUGUCAUUAAAUUCAGGUGAAAUUUACUUUGAA
Nilaparvata lugens (brown planthopper) is the source of this 609-nucleotide messenger RNA. It is a transcript of the gene Bet1, whose product is annotated as BET1 homolog. Lineage: Eukaryota; Metazoa; Arthropoda; Insecta; Hemiptera; Delphacidae. The coding region runs from base 249 to 596 and encodes 115 amino acids. Gene Ontology annotation, biological process: vesicle fusion with Golgi apparatus; endoplasmic reticulum to Golgi vesicle-mediated transport. The transcript has 3 exons. The record is from RefSeq and is a predicted model, not a curated record. Gene Ontology annotation, cellular component: SNARE complex; Golgi trans cisterna. Gene Ontology annotation, molecular function: SNAP receptor activity.